GAGCUCGCUUCUUGUCCACAAUCCUUCAGAAGCCACAACAGCUAACUAGCUGCUACUCCGAUGUCCGUCGCGUCCGCAUCCGCGGCUGCACUCCGGUCCUCGUCCGGCCGCCGCUGCGGCGCUGGCUCUGGCCCCAACGGAGGCAGUAGGUUUCUGAUGAUGCAGAGGAGGGACGUCGUGACCAAGGGGAUCGCGCUCACCGUCUGCUCCUCGCUGCUCGCCUCUUCCGCCUCCAACGGCGGCGCCGACGCUCAAGCAGCAUUGGAGAGGCUGCCGUUCAAGGCGGACGGGUACAGCUUCUGGACGUGGAGGGGCCGCCGGAUACACUACGUCGAGCAAGGGUCCGGGCAGCCCAUCGUGCUCAUCCACGGCUUCGGCGCCUCCGCCUUCCACUGGAGGUACAACAUCCCGGAGCUGGCCAAGAAGUACAAGGUGUACGCCGUUGACCUGCUGGGGUUCGGCUGGAGCGAGAAGGCGCUGGUGGAGUACGACGCCACCAUAUGGAUGGAACAGGUCUCCGACUUCCUCAGGGAGGUCGUCCAGUCGCCGUCCGUCCUCGUGGGCAACAGCUUAGGCGGCUUCACGACGCUGUUCGCCGCGACGGAGGUGCCGGAGCUGGUCCGGGGCAUCGUGCUGCUCAACUCCGCCGGCCAGUUCGGGGACCCCAACGCGCCGCCCAAGGUCGAAACGGCCGAGGAGGAGAGCGCCCUGACGAGGCUCGUCGUGAAGCCGAUCAAGGUGGCCUUCCAGAAGGUCGUGCUCGGGUUCCUCUUCUGGCAGGCCAAGCAGCCGGCCAGGGUCGAGAAAGUCCUGAAGAGCGUGUACAAGGACCCCAGCAAUGUCGAUGACUACCUGAUCACCUCCAUCACCGCGCCGACGGCCGACCCCAACGCCGGCGAGGUGUACUACAGGCUCAUGUCGCGGUUCGUGGCGAACCAGACCCAGUACACGCUGGACAAGCUGCUGGGGAAGCUGUCGUGCCCGCUGCUGCUGCUGUGGGGGGACCUGGACCCGUGGGUCGGCCCGGCCAAAGCGGCGCAGAUCCACAAGUUCUACGCCAACUCCACCGUCGUCAACCUGCAGGCCGGGCACUGCCCGCAUGACGAGGCGCCGGAGCAGGUCAACGCGGCGUUGCUCCAGUGGCUCGGCUCACUGGAGGAGGAGACCGGUGACAAACCAGCCGAGCCCAGCCUCCAGGCCGUGUGAUUCUUGGCACGCCCGAUCGGGUGAGGGCGUUGAAAUUCAGCAACACUGGAAUGUGCGUACGGAACCAGUGUGGAUCAUGAAGAAGAAAGAUGUACUCCUACUUAAAUUAGCUUACAAGUGGGAUUUAGCUUGUAGCAACAUUUGCUACUACGUAGGUAGGGACAAUGUAAAUUGAGAAUGUAUCUAAAUUAUUCUGCUGAAUUCGCAGUUAAU
Molecule: messenger RNA, 1419 nt
Organism: Lolium rigidum
Lineage: Eukaryota; Viridiplantae; Streptophyta; Magnoliopsida; Poales; Poaceae
Product: pheophytinase, chloroplastic
Exons: 6
Coding region: 61-1206 (381 amino acids)
Cellular component (GO): chloroplast
Source: RefSeq, a predicted model, not a curated record